Messenger RNA from Soboliphyme baturini, 549 nucleotides. Lineage: Eukaryota; Metazoa; Nematoda; Enoplea; Dioctophymatida; Soboliphymatidae. The record is from the annotation of a GenBank genome assembly.
AUGAAUCUCGCUCCGCUGUUUGAGGAGCUGAAAUUUGUUCGCACUUCUUUGGAUCAGCUCAAAGGCCACAUUCAGCAGGAAUACGCCUACUUUCAUGGAGCACUUCACGCGGAAAAGGAUAAGUACCUAAGGCUUGAAGAACACAUGAAAGACUCAACGGAGCUGCAUCAGGCGCAGGUGCUGAACCUCAGACAGGACAUUCAAGGCCUGGAGGGUCGUCUGCAGUACCAGCUUCGCGAACAGCUACGGGAUUUGCAGGAUGUUGUCGGGCGCGUUCAGAAUAAGGCAGAUUCGCUGGAGAAGCAGAUCAAAGAAAUGCAGCAUAUCGUUGGUAUUGAGGACGUACGACAUACGUCCAAUAGCAGUCAAGCCUUUCGGGCGUUCGUGCUUUUUCUUCAGGUAGUCGUGACUGUGCUGAUGGCUGUGUGGCAGGUAAUUGGACCAUGCAUUCGAACCAGGGCACGCCUCAUUCUGAUGUUCGUCACGUUAUUCUGUCUUUUCUACAUACUGAAUCGCUUCCGAGUUCCGAGAGAGGUAUCUUGCCGAUGA